GACUCUUGUUCUAUAAAAGCUCAAGUGGUUGGGUAUCCGAAUUUCAUUAUUUACCGUCUCAUUACAAGGGAAAAAAAAACAAGAGGAGAGAGAUGGAUACUGUGGGUGGAAUUAGCGAGGUUGGAGGAAGCGCCAAUAGCCUGGAGGCUGAAAACCUCGCUCGUUUUGCUGUCGAUGAACACAACAAGAAGGGGAAUUCAAUGCUGCAGUUUAAGAAAGUGACGAACUUGAAGCAACAGGUGGUUUCCGGUACUAUGAAUUACAUAACAUUGGAGGCGGUGGAUGGUGACAAGAUGAAAGUUUAUGAAGCCAAGGUGUGGGAGAAGUCAUGGAUUAAUUUCAAGGAAUUGCAGGAUUUCAAGCUUAUUGGCGAUGCCACCGCCUGCGCUUGAGGUGACCAGAGAUUUGUAAGGGGGGACUGGGGAGGAUAUCAGGAUACCGAAGGCGGGUUUUGCCUUUAAAUAAAUGUAACAAUGUCUUAAAGUUCAUUUGGAUUUAAAGUGUACUGAAGCAAGUGGUGUUAAGCUUACCUAGAAUAAUGAAUAAUGUAAAUUGACGCAAAGUACAUAGUUUAACUGUCUCCCCUUUACCCUAUUCUCUUAUGUAGUUGUUUCUAAAGAUGAAUUAAAAUUAGUAUGAUUUCCAU
This is a messenger RNA of Hibiscus syriacus, 646 nucleotides long. RefSeq names its product cysteine proteinase inhibitor-like. Gene Ontology annotation, molecular function: cysteine-type endopeptidase inhibitor activity. Bases 93 to 392 code for a protein of 99 amino acids. The transcript has 3 exons. The record is from RefSeq and is a predicted model, not a curated record. Lineage: Eukaryota; Viridiplantae; Streptophyta; Magnoliopsida; Malvales; Malvaceae.